GUAGUGUUCAUCAGUUGUUUCUCCGGCCCUCGGCAAACACCGGACAAUCCACCCUACGUACCCGGAUGUCAACCAAAGGAUAACAGAGAAACGUGUACAGAGGAAUGUUUUACAGCGACAAAGAUGACUGGACAGAUACUGUUGUGCCGGCCAGCAGCUAAUAAGGCUAAGCCAUGGAGAGUAGCAGAGUUUGUGGACGUCUUGGCCUUAUAAGCAGAGUUUUCUUGGUCAUUGCCUCACGUGACGAGGGAUGGACGUGUUGCGUAGCGAUUUGAUGAAGCGUGCACCUGCUUGACCCCGUGACCCUCGCAUACACCCGCAUCCUGGGACAAAGGCUUCUGCGUGCCAUCCACUCAACCUGCCGUCCUACCUCUAAAACUUUAUUUUCGAUCCAUUUUACCAAUCAGGAGAGCUUUUUCCAAAUUUCCUGCUCAUCAGCUCGUCUGUACCGCUUUUAGCCUUCACACACCUGACACAGGUGGGACACUGUCUUCCUACAAUCAUCAUUCUCGUUAUCGCUGUGAUGCGGUGUCUUCAUGCACUUCGUGAUCCUCGUUAUCGUCCAGGCAAGGCUGUGUUGUGAUAGUGUUCAUUUCUUUUAUUUUUAUCGAACUCUCAUCUCCGUGGUACUUACCACAAACGUCCACGAAUCUCGUCCGUCUUUUUUGCCUCAGGUGGAGUUCUCAAAAUCGUAACGAAGGUAUAAAAUUAAGAAAGUUUUAUGCUACUGUACAAGGAAGACCUAUUCGGCAUAGUCAAACGACAUAAACCAUCAUUCUCUUUAUUCUGCAGUCGCAAGUUAGUCGUUUGUAGUGAGGAGACUUCCUGACAGGAAGGUUUUCUGGUCGUCUUGACAGCAGGUAUUUCUACCAACUACCGAUUAAGUGUAGGAAGUGGAGAAGCAGACAACAUAUCAGACACUUGGCAAGAUGCGAUACCGCAGACAUUUUUGUGUUAAACAGCAUCCACCUCUUGCUGGCGAUCAAGACAACAACGACCAUCUCCGGGACACCACCAUCCCAGCACAGCAUUCCUUUCUUCCAUUUUGUCAUCGCCGCACUCGUUUGACGACAGCCAGGUGAGAUGGCAUGAAUGUUCUAUUAAAGAAGAAAUGUUAGAAACACUGGAGUAGACCACUUGAGAUUCUUGUGCUUAAAAUAAAAUCGGUUUGUCACCGGGCCGGGAAGGAUUGCUACCCACGUGUUUCGUCUGUUUUUAUACACGCACAUCCCUGAUGUCGCUUUUCGAGUCCUCGCCCUUCCUUCCGCUAACGACGAGUCAAAAAAUGGUCAUGUGGUCAUCUCUACAUGGCUCAAACCCUAUCCCGUGAUCUCUUGUGCAAACAAUGUCGUUUCUUUAUUCAAAAAGUGAACUUUGACCUGCUGGAUGCCAGUGAAAUAUUUUGGAUCAUUCAAGAAUAACCUGUUGCAGUCACGGAUUCAGAGAGCUGAAAACAAUGUUGAAGUCCAGUCAGGCGUGACGAAUAGGCUCAGGCUUGUUCUGGAUACAUUAAUUCAAAAAUAAAACAAACUAAAUCGAUUUAUUUUUGUAAGCAGACAUUUUUAUCCGUUUCUGCCCUCCCAUAGGCGGUCUCAGAGCCACAAUUUCAGACAACAGACUGCAGCCUACUGUCCAACCCUGUGGAAGCUUUGCUUGUAUAAAGACUGGAGUGACAGCAUUCAGAAAGUUUGUCCCGGACUUGUGAUUUGGGAUAUCUGUCAACAACAAAAAAUUCACAACAGUUAUCUUUAAAUAGAGACAUAAACAGAAAAAAAGUUAUGUACAAUCUGGAAAUGAAGCUUUUCUGGAGACAUGUUUGCUUCGCGUGCUGCUGCGUGUUUACAUUACUUUUUUAUGUUGUUUUGUCUCCGAUCGGGAUGAGAAAUCCCGUAGAGAUCUACAGUUUGGAAGCAGGGUUCCCAAUAACAAAACGAAUGCCAGAUAAGUUGAUUGCUCUGUAUGGCGACGCAGAGAGUUCGAGAAAUAUCUUCCAAACUUUGGUACCGGGGCGGCCAUGGCUGGAUGCCGUGCGUUGGAUGUGGAACGGUACGCUCGCGGCGAGCGCCUGGCCUCAGAGAAAAAUGACUAUGCCACAGUGUUCAAAGCUCGUGAACGGUGAUCCAGAGGAACAAAAGUACUCCAAGGAGUUCAUGAAGGAGUUCUCUCCAGUAGCACUGACCGCCAGGGAUUACAUUGCCCACACCACAGACUGUUCUCACUACCUGGAGGAGAGAGCUUUCUUCCUCAGCGCUCUCCCAGAAGAGGAGUCCUUUCCUCUGGCCUACAGCAUGGUGCUGUACAAAGACAUCGAGCUGGUGGAGCGGAUCCUGAGGGCCAUCUACCGGCCACACAACUUCUACUGUUUGCAUGUUGACCAGAAGGCCGACCCGUCGCUGCUGGAAGCUGUGAGGAGUAUUGCAUCUUGCUUGGAGAAUGUCUUCGUAGCCUCCGAAUCUGUGGAUGUGAUAUGGGGAGAGUUCAGUGUACUCGAGCCUGAACUAGUGUGUAUGCGGGACCUGUGGAGGUACAAGAAGUGGCGGUACUUCAUCAACCUCACCGGCCAGGAGUUUCCCUUGAAGACCAACCUGCAGCUGGUGCGAAUUCUGACUGCUCUCAACGGAAGUAAUCUGGUUGACUGCACCACCAACGGGCGGGACAACGACAGGUGGUACAACAACUUCUUGCCCCCACACGGCAUCAAGCCCUACAAGGGCAACGUGCACGUGGUAGUCAACCGGGGCUUCGUGGACUACAUCCUGCACAACCCUGUUGCCCACGACUACCUGAGCUGGCUGCGGAGGACAGAUGUUCCAGACGAGUCGUUCUUCUCCACGCUCAACUACAAUCCUCACCUGCGAGUGCCUGGAGCCUACCUUGGACCCCCAGACACGGAUGCACACCUGAAACCUUACCUGGCUCGGUUCAAGAAUUGGGGUCAUAACUGGCGGGACGGUCUAGACCGGAUGAACUUCAACUGGCCGUGCUACGGGAAACGAGUGCGGACCAUUUGUGUCUUUGGUGUGGGGGACCUUCCGAUGUUGACCUCACGCAAGGAGCUCUUCGCCAACAAAUUUUACAUCAACUUCGAGCCACUGACACUACAAUGCCUGGAGGACUGGCUCUACAACAUGACCGUUGAUGAAUACGCCGGGAGAGUCUCUAUGGACGUGUCUUUCUACAAAAAUCUGGACAUAGUUAAGAACAAGGUGGAUGGAUCUCGAAGUUUGACUGGGUGACCUUAGUUUGAGUGCGCAUUUCCGAGCAAAGAAAUACCAUAUAAUUUAAAAGUUUUCACAUUCAUCACUGCCACCUGAGAGUUUUGUAAAGUAACAUUAUUGCCCAGUUAUUGCCUAACAUUAUUGUCGAAUCACGACUGUGUACUUUUAUGGCCGACAUUUCCGUGCAGUCCUGAGCGACAUUCAUUGUGAUUUUACAGCUGGUUAGCCAGAUAUCACUCACAGUUUCUAUGCAAUCACGAGUAAUAACUGUUGUACCGAGAACUGGUGCCAGCCUUGCUACAAAGACACAUUGAAAGACACAUUAUGUCGUGGGUGACUCUGAAGACACAACGCAUACGUCCUCCAUGAAUGUUCUUCGUUGAUAUAAAUCCAUCACAGUUAAGUGUGGCUAAACAUUAUCUAGCUUCCAUCUUGUUGGUGAGCUUGUCUACCAACAACUGUCUCAAUAUGUGCGUGUGUAUACGUUUUUUUUUUUAAUAUUUAUGAAAGUUUUUCUUAAACGAUUUUACCGUGUUGUGUAAACAUUUUUUGUGCUGUUCAUCUCGUUUUAGUUUUGGUCUUCGCUUUGUAGUUUUUCGACUGAGCGUCUCCCACCUCCGACUGUUGGGUUGGGUGUGAAAUUUGUGUUUUUCCACCGAAGCAGCAACUAAGACUACAUCAAGCUGGUAGCCAGCCCUGUAAACAUGGCCACAUGCUGAGAAAGAUCAGCGUAUCCGAGACGAGAGCGGUGAAGGUGGGGUGGUUGUAGUGCGAGUAGGGAACAGGGGGUGAGUACGCGACAAUUAGGUUUAGAUGCAGAAUAAUGAUGACUUCAUUAUACCCAAACCCUUGUCCUGUUUGAUGUUCCGAGGGCGGGUGUGUCCUCUAGGGCGGGUAUGGUGCGCAGUUUAUAGUGCGUAAUGUUUGAGGGUGAGACUGCAUAUCCGGGUGGUGCAGGUCGAUGCCGUGCAAACCCUCGUGCGCUCCACUCGUCCGUGAUUUUUCUUUUCAUACUGGUCGUCGGUAAUGUGUUGGCACUUUUGAAUACCGACUGUUUUUUUUUUUGUUUGUUUGUUUGGUUUUUUUUUUUUUACAACGGCUCAUUGACUCUUUUCAGAACGUUUUCUUAUAAGCUUCGUUGUGAUUUUCUCCAUCUGCUGAUUUUUAUCUCAGUAACUCUCUUUCCCGCCUUACCUCACGUGUCCUCCGCUCAAAACUGUAUGCAGAUACUAUUUAUAGCACUGUUCAGGGCGUUCACUGUCCAUUACCUCCUCCAUCUCCGUGUGAGCGACAGUGAGAACAACUCACCCAAAACCACCAGGUGAAUACUGGUCACGUGACGAUUGUCUCGCGGUUAUGUGUCAAUCGCUUUACAGAUAUUUGCCAAUCAUCAAGUUUUUAAUGAUUGAUUUUGAAUUCAUGUACGGUUUUUACGAUGCACCGGUGUUGGUUUUUGUUUUACACACCGGAGAAACAACGAUGAAUGUGAUGCUGUAGAUUCGCACAAGAGUUUAACUGAGUUUUGUUUUGGUGGUGACUUUGAUUUCAAUCAAACAAUUGUGUAUAUGAUGCCAUAAAAUGUGAUAAUGAUAACACUAGGCAGCCUUUCAAUUGCUAUUAAAGUAAUGUAUGUAGUUUGUAA
Molecule: messenger RNA, 4860 nt
Organism: Pomacea canaliculata
Lineage: Eukaryota; Metazoa; Mollusca; Gastropoda; Architaenioglossa; Ampullariidae
Product: beta-1,3-galactosyl-O-glycosyl-glycoprotein beta-1,6-N-acetylglucosaminyltransferase-like
Exons: 4
Coding region: 1779-3236 (485 amino acids)
Cellular component (GO): membrane
Molecular function (GO): acetylglucosaminyltransferase activity
Source: RefSeq, a predicted model, not a curated record